Molecule: messenger RNA, 4872 nt
Organism: Pygocentrus nattereri (red-bellied piranha)
Lineage: Eukaryota; Metazoa; Chordata; Actinopteri; Characiformes; Serrasalmidae
Gene: nectin4b
Product: nectin cell adhesion molecule 4b
Exons: 11
Coding region: 416-2119 (567 amino acids)
Biological process (GO): homophilic cell-cell adhesion; heterophilic cell-cell adhesion
Cellular component (GO): adherens junction
Source: RefSeq, a predicted model, not a curated record
CAGGUGCUCGCGCAGGUUACAUUUUCACCUGCAGGCAGCACGCGGGGGCUCGUGCUGGGCGGUUUGGUCUGCGUUUAGCUCAACGAAACACUGCAAACACGGUUAAACCAACUAUCCAGUCCGUUUCCUUGGACUUAAAGGGUGUUUUUGCUUACUGUGGGAAUCUAGGACCUUUUUCAUGGAACUAACUCCGCAGGAGUGGAAGGAAAUCUUCGUGAACUCCACUGGACACACUGUCAAGAGAAGUGAGUGAGUGAGUGGGCAGUGGAGUAGGAAACUAUCGUGUGCUGAGAUUCACGUAGAUAAGCCAAAGUGCUGGGAGAGCUGUGGGGACGUGCUGCCUGGCCUGCUGUCUGUAAAACUGAAAUCUAAGGAAGUUGGACUAGUGGACCGUUGUUGGAAAAAAGGAGAGAAAAUGGCUCGUCUGGCCUGGUUUGGUCUGUUUCUGACUAAACUAAUAGCCUCUGUGUGUGGUGAGUCUGUCCAGCCUGUGGGCUUGCGGACCUUUGCUGAUGAGGAGACGCGGCUGCCCUGUGAGUUUAAAGUGCAGGAUGAGAGCAAAGUGGUGCAAGUGACCUGGUCCAGAGAGCAGCAAGAUGGGGUCAAAGAGCAGAUCAUCACUAAUCACAUGACAGAAGGAAUUCAAGAGUUUCCAGGUUUUGUUGGCCGUGUGCGCUUUGAGAGUCUUGACCCUUUUAAAGACUCUGCGCUGCUGAUCCUGAGCACGAAGGAAUCCGAUGAUGCCACAUACACUUGCCACAUUUCUACUUUUCCCUCAGGAAACUUCGAGAAACAAAUCAGACUCACUGUCUGGAGAAUACCCAUCGCCAUGCUGGAACCUGUCAUUCUGGAGGAGGGUCAAACCUUCCGUGUGGCCGCAACGUGCCGUGCAGUUGGCUUGCCACGGCCCGAGCUCUCCUGGGACACAGACCUCCUUGGCCAAACGCAAAACAAAAGCUCAGAAGAUAAGGUCAUCUCUUCUACCUUCCUACUGCACCCUUUAAGGAGCCUGAACGGCCGUAAGCUGGACUGUCUGGUAUGGCAUCCUGCAUUAGAGAACCCCCAAAGGCUCAGCAACACACUGGUAGUGCACUUUCCGCCUAAUCCUGAGGUUGUUGGGUAUGAUCAAAAUUGGUCAGUUGGUCGGAUAGGAGCGGGGCUCAGGUGUGAGAGCGGAGGGAAUCCACGACCGCAAAACUUCACCUGGAACAGGAAGGGCAAAAGUUUGCCUGAAGGCGUGACUGUGGAGGGCAACAGGCUCUUUUUUACUCGGCCUCUGAAUAAGACGGACGAGGGUGUUUACGAAUGUGAAGCCAAAAACAGCAUGGGGGCUGUGAGAGCAGAGUUUAAUGUUGAUAUUCCAGUAACUUCUGAAGCUGCUAGGCUGGAGGCCUCCUUCAACAACCUCCUAAUCAUCAUAGUGGGUGGAGCUACUGGGGGUCUAGUAGUCCUCAUGGUGAUCAUCAUCAUUCUGGUGAACCGCCACCAUAGACGCAGGAACAGGAAACUGAAGAGGGAGCUCACUGAAAGAAAAGAGGAGAUAAAUAAUCUCUCGAGACAAGCCUCAAUGAGGAGACUCAACUCUGUCAGCACUGACCCCAGGAUACAGACUGAGGAAUGUGCCCUAAUCAGACUGGACAGUGCUCUGAAAAGCAGCUUUUUAUCUCUAGAGGGGAACUCCACAUUAUGUGACCAGAGGGAUGGGCUCAGAGAAGGAGAGUAUGAUAGCCUCGGUCGUCCGGCCAUAUACCCGUCCUACCGCUCAGAGCGAGGGAGCAGUAGGAGGAAGGAGACAGAGGUGGAAAGAGAGGAACGAAGACGCAGAGUGGAAUCUUUUGUAACCAAUAGCACUGUGCCUUUGGAUUCAGAUUCACUUCACAGAGACCAAAGCCCUCCGCCGCUGUCCAUUAGUUCAGGGCCUCAGAGAGAAGGAGGGAUGGAGAAAGAGGGAUGGGGACAGAGAGAAGGAGUGACUGAGGGAGAGGAGGGUGAUUGCACCUCCAACUCCUAUCAGAUCUCAGAGGCUCUCUCCAAUCACUUCCAGUACAGCAACGGCUUCCUCAGGCCAAAGCCUCACCCUAAUGCUAUACUACUGCACCCACGGGGCCAAAUCAUCUGAUGUGUUCAACUUGCUGUGACUACCUGCUCAUCAUAGCAUCAAGGAAGAAAAUGUUCUUUCAUGGGGCAUCUCACUUUUGUGCUGGUUUCAGCCUCCAGGAUCUCAAAGUGUGAUCUGUGAUCCAGCAGAGCUUGCCUUGAACUCUAUAUUUGGCCUGUUUGCUGCUUCAUCUAAGCAACCGUUGCAAAUGCUUAGCAUAUUUCUACACUCCUUGGGGCAAGCCAGUGUCAAUAUCACCCAUCCAGACAAGUGAACCCCUUAAUGACCUUCAGGUUUUUCCUGUACCUGAUGACCUCUGCCUGGCCUAGCAGGUUAGGUGCUUUGAAAGUGAAAACCAAUUGUGACCAGUUGCUUUGGGUCACCGUCAAACCACUCAACAUGGAUAAUACAAGAACAUAAGCUACUAGAAAAGUGUCUCCCAAGUAGAGGCAGAUGAGGAAAAAUAUCAUUGUAAGACAGUAAAACUCUGGUUAGCAUUUGCAUACCUUAAAAACACAAAUGCGAAGCCCUACACGCACUGAGUGAUCACAGAGCCAAUAAUAUCCUCUGUAUAUUUGCUAGCUAAUUUUUUUUUUUUUUUUUUUACGAUUUCAUACAACUACAUUAAUAACAUUUUUGUAUUUGUUUUUCCAAAUCUGUGACGUAACCAGGACGGGCCUGCUAAAGUCUACAGGCCGUAAUGUUCCAGGUCUACUCUGGCAGUCUGGCCGGAAUAUAGACCUAACAGAGAUUUUAAAGCAAAUGUCAGCACCACCAGGCGAGUGCAACACACCAGUCAGACAGCUGAGUUUGUUCUGGUGCUGUGUCAAAACUUUAAACCACACAAUGUCAACAGAGAGUGCUAACAACCUUUACUGUCAGAGGAAUGUCCAGCUGUUACAAUGCCAUGAGUUGGGGCCACCUUAUGGCUUCAGUGGCUUUCAUUUUCAGAGUUCAAAAGUAGUCUUGGAACACUCACAAUUUAUGUCCUGCUAAUUUAUUACUUUCUGUAGUAAUGUUAUUUAUUCAUUUUUUCAAAAUUUCUACACACUGGUUCACACACAUUCUACACACAUUCAGAGUUGACUCAUGUGAAAUGUUGCGUUGCAGACACUCAGACAUUGGUGGUGAUAGAAACCCAGUGUUACAAUGUCUACAUCGCAAAAUAUUGUCAUUUUAAUUUAUCAAAAACCACCAGUGAACCUACAUGUGUUUUGACAAUGGUAAAAUGGUGAUAAAUCUAGGGGAAAAACGUUUUACCCUGGGCACUAUGUACUAAAAGCUAAAAGCUUAACUAUUGUGCAACAAUGUCUUGGACAUCAGGCAGCGUGUUCAUAAACAUUUCAUGUAAUAACUUUGUGGUGGAGCUCUGGACAUCACUUUGAACAUCUGGCUUCUAUCACCAUCACUGAAAAAUUCUGAUUCUGUUUCUCUGGAACUGAGCAUUUCACACCAAACUACUCCAAAUGACCUUGUUUGCAUCUUAAUAGCUGAUGCCUGCUAUUAUGCAGAGAUUUUGAAAAGUAGAUGUAAUUCUCUUUUAAUUACACCAAGCAAAAGUCCUAUAGGUUGGUAUUUAGUACUUUACAUAGAUUGAUGUUUCUUUUUGAUGACACGUUUGCACGACUGAUGCUCUUUUGGAUGGCCAGUGUAGAAACUGCCUGUUUUUCCAUGACUUAAGUAUAUUUUUUUACACUAGAUUUUGGACUUUUCAAUGACUCUGCAAUCUUUCUUACAGAUAUUUCGUUACCAAGAGUCAAUAUUUUGUGUCAGAGUAAUUCAACUCAGUGUUUUCUAAAUCCAAAUCUUUCCUAAUGAAAAAUUUGAAGAUUGCUUUGAUUGCUUUGAAGAUAGCAUUUAAGUUUUGGAGAUCUCUGGUUUGAACAUAACAUGUGGGUAUAUGGAUUCAUGUCCCAGCCUUUUUAUUUAUUUUUUUUUUUUUACUUAAAAUAGGUGGAUAGGUGUAAACUUUCACCUAACCACCCAUUAGAAAGUCUUCUAGUUUGCUAUUGUUCCCUUUAACCCAGCGUAUUGACUUAAAAAUUAUAUAGCUUACAUGUCAUACUUUUGAAUACAGUAAAACAAAUUUCAUAAUACAUUAGCAACUUAAAUAAUGAUUCUUUAAAAAAUGAUGGUAGAGAUGUCCUGCUUUUGGGCACUGUCUAUUCUCUGCGUUAAGUACCUUAUUGUGUAUUCUAAUUUCCAGUUCUGUAUUACAAAGCAACUGCAAAUUAAAUCUUCAAUUUGGGGUUUAGUUUCAACUACAUUGCUGAGUUUGGCAACCAUGUUUCUGUUUGUCAUUGUUGUAGAGCAGGGGCCACCAAGCUUAUCCACAAAGGGCUGGUGUGGCUGAAGAUUUUCAUUAGAGUGAAAAAGCACAUUUGAUUCCACUUUAAUCAGGUGGUCUUGCAUGUCUUCAAACAAUUGGUUAGUUGAGGGGAGCUCAUGCUUGGUUGGAAUGAAAACCUGCAGCCACACUCAUCAGUUGUGGAUAAGAUUGGUGACCCCUGCUUUAGAGUAUUCAACUAUUAUUUCUGAUUGUGAAAGAUUUGUUUAUGUAAAAAUGAUAAAAUGAACAUGAGACAAAAACAAAGAAAAUAUUUGAUCACAGACAUUUUUGGUGUAUUUUUCUGUACAUUUUGUAAUGACAGCUGGACAAAAGUUGUCAACUUUUUGUUUAUUGUAAAAAAUAAAGACACAUCUAAAAUUGGAAAAACCAAAAUGAUGGGGUUGGGUUUCAUACAAGGAAUGAAUAAAAACUACACUUCAGUGUA